Candidula unifasciata is the source of this 504-nucleotide messenger RNA. NCBI's taxonomy places the organism in Eukaryota, Metazoa, Mollusca, Gastropoda, Stylommatophora, Geomitridae. The record is from the annotation of a GenBank genome assembly.
AUGGCUACCCUGUCCAGUCCGGACAGCGACGAUCCGCUAGGCAUUGGCCGAAAACUAGGAAUGCAUCACCACUGCCCUCACAUCGUCAUCAGUGGUAGCAGCAGUAACAACAACAACAAUAACAACAACAACAGCAAGAACUACCAACACGAUCCUCUGGCACACAAGCAUGUAGAGGAGAACAUCGAGACCUUUCUGGAAACCUUCAAACAUAAAACCUGGUGCGUGGACUCCAGCAAAGGCGGUCUGCUCGACCGGCGGCCGAGUUCCGACUCCGGGGACUCCUCCACUGGCUGGACCAGCUCAGCCAUUUCAACCACCGAUGACCUGUCAACGGACAGCCCAGAACGGGACACGGACGUGGCGCAGACGUCUUCCUGGCACGACCGCGAAGGGAUAAUAGCCGAGAGCAGACGUAUUGCUCGAUGGGCCUGGCGUCAGGCGAGGUUUGCAGGCAGCCAAGAGACGCCUUGUGCCUGUUCCUACCACCCUGCCAGUAAGUGA